AUGAUUUCAAUCUUAACCGAAACAACAAAUCAAUUAACCCGAAAAACCUUGAUCAAUGCACUGAACAAAUCUUCACAAUUAUCUUUUUUUCUUCAAUCUUAUAAAAAUAAACUCGCAUACGAAGACACUCAUUUCAUCGCAAUGCACAUUCUCGAGUCCAUCACACAUAUUCAUACUGGUAUCAACGGUCCUUUGCAGCAGCGUAUGCAAGUUCUUCAGUUUGAUCUCGAAGACUUUUCUUUCACAGGAGAACACGAUCUUCAUCAUUCAAACUUCGAAUAUCAAAAGCAACUGGCGAAUGAAGUAACGCGUGAAAUUAACGAGAUUCUUUCGAUGAUAACAUCAGUGUUGGAUAUCCAUUUGCAUUUGAAUCAAUGCUUAAGCAUCAAUACAUCAUCGAUAUCAUUUCUAUUAAAGAAAACAUCAUCUUCAUUUGUUUCCGAUCAUUGUAAAGCUGAUUUUUCAGUAAAUUCGACGGUUCUGAUCCGAAUGAUGACACAACCAUUGGCUCCGUAUGGGAAUUCUACGCAGUUAUUCACGAAUCUAUCUCGAUCAUUUUCUUUCUCUGUUUUUGAUGAGGAUCAACAUGAUAUUCAAGCUAAUCGAAUGGAAUUUGUCAUUCCGCGAGAUCCAAAUUGGAUCGUUCCACCAAUGUUUUAUCAAAAUGUGACGAUAAUGAAUGAGAAAAACUUUUUAUUUCAUUUCUAUUCAUAUAACCUAACAAAAACGAAUGGAAACCAAACAUUUUCCAUUCAUUUCGAAAUUCAUCCCCUAAAUCCAAACAUUUCCUAUUUCUUGAUUCACCAAUUCGACGAUAAACCUCAAAUGAAUCCAAUACAAAAUUGGACUUUCUUAUGUCCUUCAGAUUUCACAUCUGAUCAAACGUAUCUUCAUUUUAUCGACAAUCGACAAACGUCGAAUCAUCAUUCAAUCGUGUAUGGCAUUCGUGAAUUAGUAUUCGAAGAAAUGAAUGAAUAUUGUUCUAACAAAACAGUUGCUCCAAUCGUAGAUCAACCGAGAAAGUUUUCAUCGGAUUAUGAGAUUCGACUUUAUCAAUCAAGUUGCUUUUAUCUCGAUUCGAAUAACAAUUGGCAAUCUAAUCGGUUAGUAGUUGGACGUUUAACUAAUCUUUAUCAAACACAAUGCUUUUCAAUCAAUUGA
Molecule: messenger RNA, 1161 nt
Organism: Adineta ricciae
Lineage: Eukaryota; Metazoa; Rotifera; Eurotatoria; Adinetida; Adinetidae
Source: the annotation of a GenBank genome assembly